AACUGUGUUUAGCGACUAAAGUUUGGCGGCAAUGAAGCUAUUGCCAGCAAUCUAUCUGCAAAUUAAAACAUUUUGAGGCAAUUAAAGAAUAGACUUCAAUAAUUACACUUGAACCGGCAAUUAGUAGAUAUAGGUUCCAGACUCUUCCAACGCUCUUUCGCUCCUUUUUUUUUUUUUUUCAUUUCCCUCUUUUUCUUUCGUUUCGCUCCAACAUUCUCGAUCAGAACCCUACCAUUGAUCCCUUGAGACCUUGCCCUCUCUCCCUGAAACUACCACCACCGUCCUCUGAGAUUCGUGUGAAGGUGAAGGUUCUCGUGAAGGUUCUUGUGAAGGUGAAGAUUCUCGUGAUGGAAAUCACGUGAAGUGAAGCUUCUCUUUGGUUCUCUCUCAGCAAAUCUGGAAGGCUAUAGAUGGGAUAGAGCCUACCCGAGCCGAAGUUUUCAUGUUAACUCAUAAGAAACGCAAAGAUGGUAGACCAUUAGACGAGGAGUCUGCAAAAACAGUGGAUAUGAUACAAGAAAAGUUGAACAAUGGAAGGACCUCUAGUGAACAAUCUGAUGGUAGUGUUGCUUGGAAAGGGGAUGUGUAUACCCAAGUGUUUGGACUUGAAAGAAGUGGCUAUGUUCGUGGUUUAGGACUUGGUCCAACUCCUUCUACAUUAUGGGGUACUAAAUCUUUAUCAGGGAAUGCCUCUAUGGGCAAUAUAUCUAAUUACAUGGUCCAAAAUUUAGAGCAAGAGAUGCAGGUGUUGAAGGAAAUGCGUGAUGAAGAAAUUAAGCAGAUGAAGGAGCUAAAGAAAAAGCACGAUGAAGACAUGAACAUGAUGAAAUAUAAUCAAGAAAAGUUGUUGUCAGAAUUAUCUUACAUGAGGCAAGUGAUGUUUAAAUUCAUUCCUAUGGAGUCAUCUAUGCUUCAUAACUUCAGCAGAAGCUCAUUUGGACAAGUCCCCCCUGAUGCUAACAAUGGCCAUGAACAAGCACCCCAAGCACCUUCCAUGUCAUCCUGAUUUCAUAAUGUUGAUAAAAAUAUUAAAAAUCUUCAUGGGCAUACUCUUUGAUUUUGAGAAAUCAAAUUGUGAAAGAUUUCACUGGAACACAGCGUUGAAGAGUUUGUUUAUGAAUAAUAUACUUUUGUAUUAUGUCUAUGUGCUAAAGAUCAAGUUGUUAGACAAAAGAUGAUAGGAUAUAUUAGAUUUGGACAUUGUAACACGUUUUAUGUUUUGAAACUCAAGGACUUGUAAUAGUUGGAUAUACUUGAUAUUUUACUGUGGAUUAAGUGAAAUAUGUGUCAAAUGAAAUUAGGAUGUGUAUUUUCAAUCUCUUA
This is a messenger RNA of Lotus japonicus, 1323 nucleotides long. RefSeq lists its product as uncharacterized. Bases 443 to 1006 code for a protein of 187 amino acids. The transcript is spliced from 5 exons. NCBI's taxonomy places the organism in Eukaryota, Viridiplantae, Streptophyta, Magnoliopsida, Fabales, Fabaceae. The record is from RefSeq and is a predicted model, not a curated record.